This is a messenger RNA of Dentiscutata erythropus, 359 nucleotides long. NCBI's taxonomy places the organism in Eukaryota, Fungi, Glomeromycota, Glomeromycetes, Diversisporales, Gigasporaceae. The record is from the annotation of a GenBank genome assembly.
AUGGGUAGAACAGGAAUUAACAAAAAUAAAAUUCAACCAACGAAUUCAAUCAAUAAUGUAUCAGCAUAUCCAAUAUCCUCACGCUUUAGAACAAAUCUAACAGGAAAAUAUCAUCAUAUCUUUAAACCUGAGAGACACUUUCUUAAAAAGGAUAAUAUGAAUUUUAAUAAAGAUCAAGAAUCUAACGAUGAUCAAGCUCGAAUUCAUAACAAAAACAACGAUAUUAUGGUUUCUCUUGCAGCAAUUCUAAAAAAACGCGAAAAUCAAACUUCCAAAUCAGUUGACAGGGAAUUCGAAAUAAGCAGUAGUACGAUAAUUAGUACCCUUUCAUCUUACAUCGGUAAAGAUGAUGAUAUUUC